GUAUAAAAAUCUGUAACUAGUAAGUAGUAACUACUAAUUAAUAACUUCUGUUUAGUGUCAAGACUCUAGUCCUGUGUUGUUCACAGAUUAAGUGGAUUCGCGUCGCACGUGUAAAUAGUCACUUUAAAUUAUGUCGACGAUUUUUGCUGCUCGACAAUUUUCCACUUCGGCCGUUAGCAAUCACAUAAUGAAACUGACCCGUCUGCGUGUGGUGGACAACAGCACAAUUGGCAAGCAAGCAAUGGCUGAAGGUAAACCCCCACGUUGCAUACACGUUUAUAAUAAGAAAGGUAUUGGCACGAUCGGUGACAAAAUAAUGGUUGCAAUCAAAGGUGAAAAAGUAAAAGCUAUCAUUGUUGGCUGUGUCAAGGAACAAAAACCCAAUAUUCCCAGGUUUGACAGCAACAAUAUAGUGCUGAUUGAUGAUAAUGGCACACCUCUUGGGACACGUAUAAAUGUUCCGAUUCCAAUUGUUCUUAGGACUAUAUUAAAAGAAAAAACUUUCUCAAAAGGAGCUGAUUACACUAAAUUAUUGGCCAUCGCUUCAAAUUAUGUAUAAAUAGUAGUGAUAUAUAUAUAUUAUAAACUUAGUUGUAUAUUUUUCAAUGUUAUUUGUGUACUGUAAAAAUAAAAAAUGUAUUAGAAAC
Messenger RNA from Acyrthosiphon pisum (pea aphid), 647 nucleotides. It is a transcript of the gene mRpL14, whose product is annotated as mitochondrial ribosomal protein L14. Lineage: Eukaryota; Metazoa; Arthropoda; Insecta; Hemiptera; Aphididae. Gene Ontology annotation, biological process: translation. The record is from RefSeq and is marked provisional. Gene Ontology annotation, molecular function: structural constituent of ribosome. Gene Ontology annotation, cellular component: mitochondrion; ribosome.